AACUGUAAGUGUAAUAUAUUUACUGUUUACAUAAAUGUUCGUAUGAGUUUUAUGGCUCUGUCCGUGGACAUCUCGCGAGACUUGAGUGUGAACUAAUGCCAGCGGAAGUACUUUACGAGUCUCUUUUCCGCCGGCCAUAGAGGAGCAAACGGCAGGCAUCAUGAAGCUGAACCCAUUUGUAACAUCCUCCCGCCGCAAGAACCGUAAGAGGCACUUCAAUGCCCCCUCACACAUCAGGAGGAAGAUCAUGUCUUCCCCCCUGUCCAAGGAGCUCCGCCAGAAGUACAACGUGAGGUCCAUGCCCAUCCGCAAAGAUGACGAAGUCCAGGUUGUCCGUGGACACUACAAAGGCCAGCAGAUUGGCAAAGUUGUGCAAGUCUACAGGAAGAAGUACGUCAUCUACAUUGAGCGUGUGCAGAGAGAGAAGGCCAACGGAACCACAGUCCAUGUCGGCAUCCACCCCAGCAAGGUGGUCAUCACCAGGCUAAAGCUGGACAAGGACCGCAAGAAGAUCCUGGAACGCAAGGCCAAGUCUCGCGCUGAUGGAAAGGAGAAGGGCAAAUACAAGGAGGAGACUAUUGAGAAGAUGCAGGAGUGAAAAUGAUCUUUUGCUAUCAAUAAACUGUGUAAAUGGAAA
Messenger RNA from Scatophagus argus, 637 nucleotides. It is a transcript of the gene rpl26, whose product is annotated as ribosomal protein L26. The coding region runs from base 161 to 598 and encodes 145 amino acids. Gene Ontology annotation, cellular component: ribosome; cytosolic large ribosomal subunit. Gene Ontology annotation, biological process: ribosomal large subunit biogenesis; cytoplasmic translation. The transcript has 4 exons. NCBI's taxonomy places the organism in Eukaryota, Metazoa, Chordata, Actinopteri, Scatophagidae. Gene Ontology annotation, molecular function: RNA binding; structural constituent of ribosome. The record is from RefSeq and is a predicted model, not a curated record.